Closterium sp. NIES-67 is the source of this 3013-nucleotide messenger RNA. Lineage: Eukaryota; Viridiplantae; Streptophyta; Zygnematophyceae; Desmidiales; Closteriaceae. The record is from the annotation of a GenBank genome assembly.
UCUCCUCUCCUCUCCUGUUGUCUCCUCUCCUCUCCUGUUGUCUCCUCUCCUCUCUUCUCGUCUCGUCUCCUCUCGUCACCUCUCCUCUCCUCUCCACUCCUCUGCUCUCUCCUCCUCUCCACGGCUCUGGGUUUAGGGUCCCCUCCGCUCUCUUCUCAUCUCCUCCCAUCUGCACUCCUCUCCUCUAUUCUCCUCUGCUCUCCUCGGUUCUCCUCUCCUCUCCUCUCCUCUCCUCUCCUCUCCUCUCCUCUUCUCUCCUCUUGUCUCCUCUCCUCUCCUGUUGUCUCCUCUCCUCUCCUCUUGUCUCCUCUCCUCUCUUCUCGUCUCGUCUCCUCUCGUCACCUCUCCUCUCCUCUCCUCUCCUCUGCUCUCUCCUCCUCUCCACGGCUCUGGGUUUAGGGUCCCCUCCGCUCUCCUCUCAUCUCCUCCCGUCUGCACUCCUCUCCUCUUUUCUCCUCUGCUCUCCUCGGUUCUCCUCUCCUCUCCUCUCCUCUCCUCUCCUCUGCUCUCCUCUGUUCUCCUCUCCUCUCUCACCUCUCUUCUCCUCUCCUUUGCUGUUGUCUCCUCUCCUCUCCUCUAUUCUCCUCCGCUCUCCUGUGUUCACCCCUCCUCCGUUCUCCACUGCUCUCCUCUUCUCUCCUCUUUUCGUUUCUCCUCUCCUCUCCACUCCUCUCCUCUCCUCUCCUCUCCUCUCCUCUCCUCUCCUCUCCUCUGAUCUCCCCUGUUCUCAUCUGCUCUCCUCUGUUCUCCUCUCCCCUCCACUGCUUUCCUCUUCUCCCUUAUCCUCGUAUCUCCAUUCCACUCCACUCGUCUCCUCUCCUCUCCUCCCCUCUACUUUGCUGUCGUCUCCUCGCCUCUGCUCUCCACUGCUCUCCUCUCCACUCCUCUGUUCUCUGUUCUCCUCUGCUCUCCACUGCUCUCCUCUCCUCUCCUCCGUUCUCUGUUCUCCUCUGCUCUCCACUGCUGUCCUCUCCUCUCCUCUCCUCUCCUCUGUUCUCCUCUGUUCUCCUCUCCUCUCCUCUCGUCUCCUCUCCUCUCCUCUCCUCUGCUCUCUCCUCCUCUCCACAGCUCUGGGUUUAGGGUCCCCUCCGCUCUCCUCUCAUCUCCUCCCGUCUGCACUCCUCUCCUCUAUUCUCCUCUGCUCUCCUCUCCUCUCCUCUGCUCUCCUCUGUUCUCCUCUCCUCUCUCACCUCUCUUCUCCUCUCCUUUGCUGUUGUCUCCUCUCCUCUCCUCUAUUCUCCUCUGCUCUCCUGUGUUCACCCCUCCUCCGUUCUCCACUGCUCUCCUCUUCUCUCCUCUUUUCGUUUCUCCUCUCCUCUCCACUCCUCUCCUCUCCUCUCCUCUCCUCUCCUCUGAUCUCCCCUGUUCUCAUCUGCUCUCCACUGUUCUCCUCUCCUCUCCACUGCUCUCCUCUUCUCCCUUGUCCUCGUAUCUCCAUUCCACUCCACUCGUCUCCUCUCCUCUCCUCCCCUCUACUUUGCUGUCGUCUCCUCGCCUCUGCUCUCCACUGCUCUCCUCUCCACUCCUCUGUUCUCUGUUCUCCUCUGCUCUCCACUGCUCUCCUCUCCUCUCCUCCGUUCCCUGUUCUCCUCUGCUCUCCACUGCUGUCCACUCCUCUCCUCUCCUCUCCUCUGUUCUCCUCUGUUCUCCUCUGUUCUCCUCUCCUCUCCUCUCCUCUCCUCUCCUCUGCUCUCUCCUCCUCUCCACGGCUCUGGGUUUAGGGUCCCCUCCGCUCUCCUCUCAUCUCCUCCCGUCUGCACUCCUCUCCUCUAUUCUCCUCUGCUCUCCUCGGUUCUCCUCUCCUCUCCUCUCCUCUGCUCUCCUCUGUUCUCCUCUCCUCUCUCACCUCUCUUCUCCUCUCCUUUGCUGUUGUCUCCUCUCCUCUCCUCUUGUCUCCUCUCCUCUCCUCUAUUCUCCUCUGCUCUCCUGUGUUUACCCCUCCUCCGUUCUCCACUGCUCUCCUCUUCUCUCCUCUUUUCGUUCAUCCUCUCCACUCUUCUCCUUCGCUGUCUUUUCUUCUCCUCUCCUCUCCUCUCCUCUCCUCUCCUCUCCUCUGCUCUCCUCUGCUCUCCUCUGUUCUCCUCUCCUCUCUCACCUCUCUUCUCCUCUCCUUUUCUGUUGUCUCCUCUCCUCUCCUCUAUUCUCCUCUCCUCUCUUAUCGUCUCGUCUCCUCUCGUCACCUCUCCUCUCCUCUCCUCUCCUCUCCACGGCUCUGGGUUUAGGGUCCCCUCCGCUCUCCUCUCAUCUCCUCCCGUCUGCACUCCUCUCCUCUAUUCUCCUCUGCUCUCCUCGGUUCUCCUCUCCUCUCCUCUCCUCUCCUCUCCUAUGUUCUCCUCUCCUCUUAUCUCCUGUACUCUCCACUCCCCUGCUCUCCUCUCCGCUCCUAUGCUCUCCUCUACCCCUCUCUCCUCUCCACCCCUCUCCUCUCCUCUGCUCUCUCGUCCCCUCUGUCCUCCUCUUCUCUCCUCUCCCCUCUUUGAGAUGGCGGAACCCUCGCACCUGUCAGCCCUGGAGGAGCGGUGGGUGGGGCGUGGCAACACAAGCGACGUGCGGGAGGCAGGGCUCUCAGGGCUCAGCCCUAUGCCUCGCAGCUCGGCCUGUCGAAGGAUAUGUUCCGCUCUUCUUCCAAGACCAUGACCCUGAGUCUGCCUGGCAUAAGCGCUCGGUUCUGCAAGGGCCUCCAAAGGGAUGGCAGUGCACAAAAUAGUGAUACAGGGGUACUCUGCUCAGAGGGAUAUGAUUGGGUUUUUGCAUAAGCACCUGUACUCCGCAACAAGGGUUGCGGUAGGGGAGUCUCUGGCGUAGAGGGAUCAUAAGAUCAGGAAGAGGAUAUGGGAAGAGUAGACCGAGACCAAGGCGAGGGAGACAUAAGAGCAGGCCAAUUAGAGGGGACAUUGUGUACGUUUGGCGCAAGGUGGGGGGUAGAAUACUCUGUGACCUACCCGCCAUGAUGUUGCAUCGGUUUAUCCAUUCUUGGUGCGCCUAGCUCACACAGUAAAUUCUCUCGCUGAUC